GCGAUAGUCGUAAUGAUCCUUUCAGAGUAUGUUCCAAAACAUGUACAGUUAAGAUCAUCGAGCCACUCAUCAUGUGGGGCCCAGUGGACGGCGAUAGACGGUGGAUUCUAAGUCGCGACGGAGGGAAAACAAACUCUUCACUCUCUUCUACAAGAUUGCAAUCCCCGUGUAGCUGGAUAAACCAGCUCCAAAUCAUCGGCUCCACAGACCCGUCCAGGCCAUCUGAUUAACCUCUACCUCAUACUCAAAACGCUCUCUCGAUUCUAUUAAAACCCCCUUUUCACUCUCUCUCGAGAGAUUGAUUCGGUGAAGAAUAAAAAGGAGAAAAUUAAGAGUCUGCCAAACAUGAGCGGCAGAAACCGCAUCCCAGCUGCUCCCGACCUCGAAGAUGUGGUCCCUUCAUCUUACGGUCCUCUACUUGACGGACGAGAUGAUACCACCAAGUGGACCCUAUCGAAUCGAAACAGAUCCCUCCUCACGCUUUUCUCCCUUGGCUUCUCCAUUCUACUCCUCGUAUCGCUGGGGAUGGUACUGAGCGGAGGUAACCACGGUUCAGAGAAACAGUCACUCGUAGCAGAAGACGCCGUUUCGGCGUCAGAUCUCGGCCCGUGGUCGCGAGGAGUUUCAGAAGGCGUUUCGGAGAAAUCCGUCCGUUCAUUUCUAGAAGGCGGAACGUCGUAUCCGUGGACCAACGCCAUGCUGGUGUGGCAGAGAACGGCCUACCACUUCCAACCCGAGAAGAACUGGAUGAACGAUCCCGACGGUAAGAGAAAAUACAAUCUCCUCUCUCCUUUUUCCUACACCAGUUUAAAAAAAUAAAAAAGAUCAGAAUAUAAUGAACAUCCCAUAGGCAUAAAAUAGAGGAUA
Magnolia sinica is the source of this 867-nucleotide messenger RNA. Its product is annotated as acid beta-fructofuranosidase-like. Lineage: Eukaryota; Viridiplantae; Streptophyta; Magnoliopsida; Magnoliales; Magnoliaceae. The transcript has 2 exons. Gene Ontology annotation, molecular function: beta-fructofuranosidase activity. The record is from RefSeq and is a predicted model, not a curated record. Bases 346 to 819 code for a protein of 157 amino acids.